Pimephales promelas (fathead minnow) is the source of this 4043-nucleotide messenger RNA. RefSeq names its product phosphatidylinositol-4-phosphate 5-kinase, type I, alpha, a (gene pip5k1aa). Gene Ontology annotation, biological process: phosphatidylinositol phosphate biosynthetic process. Lineage: Eukaryota; Metazoa; Chordata; Actinopteri; Cypriniformes; Leuciscidae. Gene Ontology annotation, molecular function: 1-phosphatidylinositol-4-phosphate 5-kinase activity. The record is from RefSeq and is a predicted model, not a curated record. Gene Ontology annotation, cellular component: plasma membrane.
CCAAGAACGUGCCCACAGACAGGAUGAGCAGGACCGGGGCAGGACCACGAGCAGGACCACGCUGCGCAACAACGUCACUUCCGCAAAUUGGGAGGAGGCUCGAGAGGAGCGAAGACGCUUCCGUGCUAUUAAGCGGGUUAUUUACUUCGGAAUUCGGGUGGACCCAGUAAAGUAAUAACAACAACAACAAUUUCGUGUACUUCAGAGAUUCGCACGAGACAUCGAGCCGUUCUGCCAACAUAAACAGAAGUUUAACUAUUACGUUGUUUUUGAUUCUUGAGUAAAAAACGAAGAGAUUAAGUUGAGUGUGAUCUUUCAGGGCUGUGAGUGUUGCAUAAACCACAAGUGAAAACAAGCAGGACCAUAUGAAACUUCCGCCAGAAAAUGGCUACGCCGGCUGUAGUUUCCACGGAUGGAGCGAGCUCCAGUGUUCCUGGAAAUCGAAAGAUGGCUUCUUCAGAGGGUCUGAGCAUGUCCAGCUCAUCCCAGACGAACAAAAAGACCUUGGGCCACCGAGGAAUUGACCCUACUGGGGAGACGACGUAUAAAAAGACCACAUCAUCUGCCUUGAAAGGUGCCAUUCAGCUGGGCAUCACACACAGCGUAGGAAGCUUGAGCCAGAAGCCAGAAAGAGAUGUGCUCAUGCAGGACUUCGAAGUGGUAGAAAGCAUCUUCUUUCCCAGUCAAGGCAGUAGCUCAACUCCAGGUCAUCACCAUGGUGACUUCAAGUUUAAAACUUAUGCUCCCAUUGCAUUCCGCUACUUCAGAGAGAUGUUUGGGAUCCGACCUGACGACUACCUGUAUUCUCUUUGUAAUGAACCUCUUAUCGAGUUGUCUAACCCUGGAGCAAGCGGGUCUCUCUUCUACGUUUCUAGCGAUGAUGAGUUCAUCAUUAAGACGGUCCAACACAAAGAGGCAGAAUUCUUGCAAACACUCCUUCCAGGUUACUUCAUGAACCUGAACCAGAACAUGCGUACGCUGCUUCCCAAGUUCUACGGUCUCUACUGCGUUCAGGCAGAGGGGAAGAACAUCCGAAUCGUAGUGAUGAACAACCUACUGCCAUGCGCUGUACCCAUGCACCUUAAAUUUGACCUGAAGGGCUCCACGCACAAGCGACGUGCUUCGCCGAAAGAAAAAUCCAAGGGUGUGCCCACGUUCAAAGACCUAGACUUUAUGCAGGACAUGCCUGAGGGCAUAAUGCUGGAGAGUGACCACUACAACGCCCUCUGUAGGACCAUUCAGAGAGACUGUCGGGUACUACAGAGCUUUAAGAUCAUGGACUACAGUCUGCUGGUGGGUAUCCACAACUUGGACAGGGCAGGUGAAGAGGUGUCUACUGCAGUGCCCGAUACCCAGAAAAAGGCACCAGGCCAGAAGCCCCUUUACUGCACAGCCAUUGAGUCUAUUCAAGGGGAGACCAAGGGGAAGUCAUCACCACAGCCCUACGAAAGCAUGGGAGGAAUUCCAGCAUUCAAUUCAAAAGGAGAAAGAUUGCUGGUUUUCAUCGGCAUCAUUGAUAUCCUCCAAUCUUAUAGGCUUGUAAAGAAGUUGGAGCACUCUUGGAAAGCUCUGCUGCAUGAUGGGGACACGGUAUCUGUGCACCGGCCGAGUUUCUACGCAGAUCGUUUCCAGAAGUUUAUGUGCAGCACAGUCUUCAAAAAACCUACAUUAAAAACAUCUCCCUCAAAGAAAAGUCGAGGAGCAACCAUGUCUGUUGGAAAGAAGUCAAACAUCGCAGUACAGUCACAACAAUCCCUUCCUGUAGCAGCAGAACAAACACAGCCGCAGCAAACUACAGUCCAGGUGUCCAGCCCAGACAAUCAAGGAGACAGUGGUGCUCGUCCUGACCUGCUCCCACAACAGGUUACUGAAGAUGAGAUCACGAGUAGCUCAGCUGAUACGACCCUGUCAGCAACCUCUCCUGUAAGCUCCCGGCCCUCCACAAACACUCCAGUUUUGAGUCGUAGCAGUAUAGCUGCUCAGUCAUCAGGGGAAAGUUUGGAUAUCGAAGUCAUUUCACUCAGCGAGAUCGUUCCACAGACAAGCACGUCAGAAUGAAAGACUAUCGAUGAACAGGACGAAAUAAAGCCCUCAAAGACAAAGAUUUACUCUCUUUUAAGGAUAUCGGAACAGGAUGAUGGAGUUACUGUAAACAUCCAAGGAAGUGAAAACUGGAGAAUCUGGAUUACAAAAGAGAGAAGUGCACAUGUUCUUAAAACUGUAAAACAUUAGGAUAAAGAUAUCCCCCCCCCCUUUUCUUUACAUAUAUAUAUAUAUAUGCAUUUGUAUAUAUAUAUAUAUAUAUAUAUAUGUAUAUGUGUAUAUAUAUAUAUAUUGGAUGUCAGUACAUCCAAUUUUGCUGCUAAGAAAUGGAACCAAAAGAAAGAUGCCACUGUAUACCUCAACAGUGUGUGAUAUCACUGUUCUCAAACAGUUUCAUUUUUACAAGAACUCCUUGGACCUGAUAAUGUUCUAAGCAGAAGAACAGUGAUGAGAACUUUGCAUCAUGGGACUGGCUCUUGGAUAACAAACUGGUAUUUUGAGAACCUCUGUGAGUGUUUUGUAGUGGACUUCAUUUGACCAUGCGUCUAUUUUUUUCUCUUAGUUUGCCAAGGAGAGCUAUCUGCUGGAGUAGUUAUUCACUUUGCUAAGGGUAGAAAGGAGAUAUGGCUGGUUGUGAGUUUUAAAGACAUUUUAGGAAUAUGUCAUGAUUAUCUACUCCCCAAAAAACAAAAACAUGCUGGAUGAGUCAAUCCAGAUCAGGUUGCCUGAACAAUCAUGUAACAAGACCAUUUUUUAAAAAAAACUUUGAAUCUGUAAAAUGGGUUCGAUUUUUGAUUUUAGAAAUUGGUUCAAAUGCAGUACUGUGGUGUUUUUGAAUUUUUAAAUGUGCCUUAAUCACAAGAGUUAUUUUGCCUUAUAAUUAACAGGAAGCCUUUCACUUAGCAUGAUGCCUGCAAGUGGAUUGUGCCGGAUUGCAUGGGUCACCUCUGCAAAAACACAGUAUAUCUCUCUCAAAUCUUAGUCUGUCAUGUAUGACUGAACUAUUAAAAUAAUUCAUUUAAAAAAAAUAUUUUGAGUUAGUUUGGAGAUUGAUUUACUUAAACGUUACAUUGUUUGCAAAAAAAGAAAAGAAAAAAAAGAAAGCCAAAGCAAACAAGGCAACAGAUCACUUUUGUAACAUUGGCAGAAAUAUUAAACCAUGUAUAAAAGACCUAAUUCAGUAUUUCGGCUCGCAGAACUAAUAUUUUGUGUGUGUGUGCGUGUGUGUUUGCUUUUUUUUUUAGCAGUGAUUUUAAAAUGUCAGUUUUUUAGGGCACAGUAAGACAGACCUGGCAGAACAGCUACUGUAAAACAAUAUAUAGCAUCUGUGCUGUUAUGCUUUAAUGAAAUUUAAGUUAGAUAUACUGUGUACAAACUUAGCUUAAUGUUUUGUUGAGAGAAAUGAAUUCCAACUAAACUAAAUCCUGAACAAACUUUUUUUUUUCAUCAUUUUUGAAUGUGCAUGCUAAUCAGUCAGCCUAAAAGCAGAGACAUUAAUGAUGAAGAUGCAAAUAUUAUGAAAUGAGGAUUCGUAGGCGAGUAAGGGAACAUUGCUGGAACUUUUUCUGUGACAAUUUUUAUGAACAAAAAACAUUCCUGUACAAAGUCAUAUUUAUUUGUAUGUUUGCUUGUAAUUUAUUUCUUUAUCUCAAGUUCCAAAGUGUCUAUUGCAGGUUUUUAUGUGACAUGGUAUGCAAGUUCUGACACCUGGUGGCUGUGUAAAUUUGUUUGGGCUGGUGAAUGCGUUUUUUUUUACUGUACACUCACGAUCUGGGAUUCUUGUGCAAUUGCCGUUUGCUCUGAAAAUGCUUAUUGCCUUUAACUGAGAAUUGUCUUAAGUAGUAGCUUUAAAAAUAAUUUAAAAUAUCUCUCUCUUAAAAUGACAUUCAUGUUUUACAGCUCUCUGUCAGAGGAUAUUGAGACUUUUGGAGUGGAAAAUAUUGUAACAUUUCAUGCUGUAUGCAAAUUAAUUAAAUAAACAACACUGAAAAAAAUGUCAA